AUGCGUCAAUUCCUUUUUGAGAAAAUGUUCUACACAUGUUACCUUAUACCAGAGCAAUACAAGAUUAAUGAGUCGUUUCUGAUUGUUUCAAUCUAUCUAUCUAUCUAUCUAUCUAUCUAUCUAUCUAUCUAUCUAUCUAUCUAUCACGAUCUGUUUUUAUCUAUCUAUCUCAGUCGGUUCAUAUCUAUCUACCUGAGAAACUAUCUAUCUAUCUAUCUAUCUAUCUAUCUAUCUAUCUAUCCGGGUCUGAUUGAUUACAGCUAUCUAUCUAUCUAUCUAUCUAUCUAUCUAUCUAUCUAUCUAUCUAUCUAUCCCGAUCUCUUCUUAUCUAUCUAUCUAUUGAUAUCUUUUAUAUCUUCUCUUAAUCUAUCUAUCUAUCUAUCUAUCUAUCUAUCUAUCUAUCUAUCUAUCUCAAUUGAUAUCUUUAUGUCUUCUCUUAAUCUAUCUAUCUAUCUAUCUAUCUAUCUAUCUAUCUAUCUAUGUCAGUCUGUUCCCAUCUAUCUAUCUAUCUCAAAUUUUCUAACAAAAUGUUUUUUUUAUCUAUUUAUCUAUCUAUCUAUCUAUCUAUCUAUCUAUCUAUCUAUCUAUCUAUGUCCAUCUCUGUCUCUAACCAUCAGUUUAUUUCAUCUUUGGUAUAUAUUUUUGUCAUCUAUCCAUAUCUAUAUCUAUCUAUCUAUCUAUCUAUCUAUCUAUGCAGCAUUUUUUCAUUCAUACAUGUUUGUCGAUCUGACUCUAUUUUUCCUCUUUCUUUAUAUUUGUAAUACUUUGUUAUCUAUCUAUCUAUCUAUCUAUCUAUCUAUCUAUCUAUCUCUGCCCAUAUCUAUCUCAUCUUAA
Messenger RNA from Acanthosepion pharaonis, 834 nucleotides. NCBI's taxonomy places the organism in Eukaryota, Metazoa, Mollusca, Cephalopoda, Sepiida, Sepiidae. The record is from the annotation of a GenBank genome assembly.